Messenger RNA from Sceloporus undulatus (fence lizard), 2364 nucleotides. RefSeq names its product caveolin-3-like. Gene Ontology annotation, molecular function: transmembrane transporter binding; molecular adaptor activity; connexin binding. The record is from RefSeq and is a predicted model, not a curated record. The transcript is spliced from 2 exons. Gene Ontology annotation, cellular component: caveola. NCBI's taxonomy places the organism in Eukaryota, Metazoa, Chordata, Lepidosauria, Squamata, Phrynosomatidae. Gene Ontology annotation, biological process: caveola assembly; regulation of membrane depolarization during cardiac muscle cell action potential. The coding region runs from base 161 to 634 and encodes 157 amino acids.
UGCAUGCAGUUCAGAAAGAUUUAGCAGGUGGGGAAGAGGAAGGGGGAGACAGCAGUUCUUCGGCCUGACAGCCAGGGACAACUGGCCGCCACUACCAUCAUUACGGCUGCUGCUCUUCAGAGGGAAAGAAGCUGAGCAGCAGAAAAAGACUGGGAGAGCCAUGGCCCAACAAGAAGAAGAUGAAGAGGUCACCCUGGGGAAGAUGGACUCCCGGGACCCCCUCACCAAAGAGAUCGAUUUGGUGGAAAGAGACCCCAAACAGAUCAACCAAGACGUGGUCAAGGUGGACUUUGAAGAUGUGAUUGCUGAACCAGAGGGAACCCACAGCUUUGACGGGGUGUGGAAGGCCAGCAACACUACCUUUACAGUCAGCAAGUACUGGUGUUACCGGAUUCUGUCAGGGGCGCUGGGCGUGCCCCUCGCCUUGCUCUGGGGCUUCCUCUUUGCCUGCGUCUCAUUCUGCCAUAUCUGGGGGGCCAUGCCUUGCAUCAAGAGCUACCUCAUUGAGAUCCAGUGCUGCGGGCGCUGCUACGCCUUGUGCAUACGUACCUUCUGCGACCCCCUCUUUGAAGCGGUGGGAAAGAUCUGCAGUGACGUCCGAGUGGCCCUGCGCAAGGAGCGUGCCAAGGACUGAGGCUCCGUUUUGGACCAGGACAGGACUCUAGCAUUAUCUUCCUUUCCUUCUCUUUCCUUGUUGGGAUAGGAUCCCUGCCUGAGUCCUUGUUCUUUGAAGCUACACUUGAAGGUGGGAGCUCUCUGGCUGGUAGACAUAAGCCGUUCACUCCCUGUCGUCAUAAAUUACUCUCUUUUGAUAGUCUGGUGGCCUAAACUCCACAACCCAAACAAUAGCCCCAACAGGCAACAGAAUCUGGUGGAGAUUCUCUUUUAUACUCUCUCCUGAAAUAAGCGGGAGUUGUGCAACUGUGCAGUAGCACUAUGACAAGAUCUCCUGCUCAUUUCAUGGGGUCAUUUCAGUAGGAUCUGCCCCUCUAGGUGGGUCUCCCAUCCUACUAUUCCAAAUGGUGCUUACCAUCUCUUUCCUGAGGCAACCAUUUCAUAGAACUGCUGUUUACAGAACGAAGGCACUGUGUCUGAUCAUGUAACUGCCUCACUAUUUACCCAACAUUCUUUCCUCUCACCUACAGCUGCCACCUAGGAGCAAGGUUUUCUCCACCUCACCAUACCACUGGAACACCAUCUUUGCAAAGCAAGGCUUGCACAGCAAGGAUAGACAAUCAGUGCUACACUUUCCCAGUAGGGGGAGAAUAUAGCAUUGCUAUGGCAACUGCAUCCAUACUAAAUAUUCAGCUGCGGGGAAAUGCUGUGUGCAAGCACAAGGUUUUUCUCUUUCUCUCUUUCAACCAGAGCAGACAGCCCCUGCUCCCUCUUAGGAGGCAAGGAGUUGGUAUGCCCUGGUGGCUUUACUCCAGCUGGCCAAGUGAAAAGGGCAAAUCACAAGGCCUCGGAUCACAUAUAUGAUUUGGGGUGUGAUUCCCAAUGGGCCUGGGACUCGAUCAUAUUUUAACGAGUUCAACAACUUCAAAAUAAACCCCAUCAUUAGGCAGUAUGCCAGUAUAUGAUUUAAACAAAUUGGCUCAAAUACCAUAUAUACUCGUGUAUAAGUCGACCUCAUAUAUAAGUCGAGGGCAGGUUUUGGGGGCAAAAUCAUGCAUUUUGAUAUGACCCAUAUGAUACAUCGAGGGUCAAACCCAGGGGCAUAUAACAAAGGAUUUAAACAGAGGGGGGGAAACACCACUCCCUCCUUUUCCCUCUCUGGACCUCUCCCAAAGGUCACAGUCUGGGCAUUUGGACACAAACCUCCAAUUUUCCUCCCUUCCCCACAACCUUCUCCAAGGCUGAUGGCUUGCAAAAAGGGGGACAGAGACCUCUGAUUUCUCUCCCUUUCCCACAACUUUCCUUGAGGUUGAUGGCUUACAGAAAAGGGGGACACAGACUUCUGAUUUCCCUCCUUUUCCCACAACUUUCCCCAAGGCUGCUGGCUUGCAAAAGGGGGAUACAGACCUCCGAUUUCUUUCCUCCUUCCCUUCUCCACAGCUUUCCCAAGGCUGAUGGAGAUGUAUUACCAUAUUGACCUGUAUAUAUGUCUACCUAGGAUUUUGGAGCCCCUUUUUGGGCUUAAGUUUUUUGACUUAUAGAUGAAUAUGUAUGGCAAGUAAACCUUUUGUUGUUGCUUCUGUUCUUCCAAGGGACACCAGUCUUUAUUCUGAGAGUCAUCAGCAACUUGCAUUUUUAAGUUCAAGUUCAGCAAUCCAGCCAUUGGCUUUACUUCCUGCUUUGAACUGAACAAUCACCAUUUAAAAUAAAAACAGAACUGCACUGUAUGAAAAUAAAGGGCAAGCAAUC